AUGGCUAUCUUCAACACCGAUAACACAUUGGCCUUUGUCUUCGGCUUGCUCGGAAACAUCAUUUCCUUUGCUGUUUUCCUCUCUCCCGUGCCAACGUUCUACAGGAUCUGGAAGAAGAAAACAACAGAAGAAUUUCAAUCUCUUCCCUACGUGGUGGCGCUCUUCAGCGCAAUGUUGUGGCUAUACUACGCUACUCAGAAGAAAGAUGUCUUUCUUCUCGUCACCAUCAACUCCUUUGGUUGCUUCAUCGAAACCAUCUACAUCGCCAUAUUUGUUGCAUUCGCUCCCAAGAAAGCUCGAAUGUUGACGGUGAAGUUCUUGUUGCUAAUGAACUUUGGAGGAUUCUGUUUGAUUCUCCUCCUCUGCCAAUUCUUGGCAAAAGGAACCACACGUGCGAAGAUCAUCGGAGGAAUUUGUGUCGGAUUCUCUGUCUGCGUUUUCGCUGCGCCGCUUAGCAUUAUCAGAACGGUGAUAAAGACAAAAAGUGUGGAGUACAUGCCGUUUAGCUUAUCCUUGACACUUACCAUCAGUGCGGUCAUCUGGCUCCUUUAUGGUCUUGCUCUUAGGGAUAUCUAUGUUGCUUUCCCGAACGUUAUUGGGUUUGCUCUCGGUGCACUUCAAAUGAUACUUUACGUGGUUUUCAAAUACUGCAAAACGCCGUCGGAUUUGAUUGAGAAAGAAAUCGAAGCAGCUAAGUUGCCAGAGCUGAGCAUCGAUAUGCUGAAGCUAGGCACAUUGGCAUCUCCUGAGCCAGCACCGCUUACAGUCGUACGAUCGGUAAACACGUGUAUCUGUAACGAUCGGAAGGCUGAAACUGAAAAUGGUCAGGGAGUUAGAAACGGCACGCAGUCCACUUCAGCUUGUUAA
Molecule: messenger RNA, 867 nt
Organism: Thlaspi arvense
Lineage: Eukaryota; Viridiplantae; Streptophyta; Magnoliopsida; Brassicales; Brassicaceae
Source: the annotation of a GenBank genome assembly